Messenger RNA from Chenopodium quinoa (quinoa), 2150 nucleotides. Its product is annotated as probable pectate lyase 12. The coding region runs from base 262 to 1683 and encodes 473 amino acids. Lineage: Eukaryota; Viridiplantae; Streptophyta; Magnoliopsida; Caryophyllales; Amaranthaceae. The transcript is spliced from 6 exons. The record is from RefSeq and is a predicted model, not a curated record. Gene Ontology annotation, molecular function: pectate lyase activity.
CCUCCAUAAUUCUAAAUCCUCUCUUUUUUCACAGUUAUUCCUCUUUCACUAUGUAAAAAAGGUUCAAAUUAUAAAUCAUUAUAAAUCCUAGCACAUUAUCACAUCACACUCCCAAAGUGUAGCCUCACUCUCACUCACUCACUCCUCACUAGAGGAUAGCAAAAAGAAAAUAAUGUACCUUCUUCAACUAUAGUAGCCUUAAUCCACCAUUACAUUUCACAUUAAACCCGAUUACCCGGCCCGUUCAUUUCUAAUAGAAAUAUGGUUCAAAGAAGGUACAUUGUUCAAAUAUUGGCUCUAUGUUCAUUAUUUACACUAGGUCUGGGCCAAUACAACUUCACUAUUCCGGGACAGCACCCGGACCCGGAAGCCGUUGCCCGAGAAGUUCAUAGGCUGGUGAAUGUUUCUGUAACAAGAAGACAUUUACUUGAUGAUGCUUCAAACUGCGCCACCGGCAAUCCAAUAGACGAUUGCUGGCGAUGCGACCCGAAUUGGGGAAACGACCGUCAAAGGUUGGCCGAUUGCGGUAUCGGGUUUGGGCAGUAUGCUUUAGGUGGCAAAGGUGGUGAGUACUACAUAGUCACUGACCCUUCUGACGAUGAUGUUGUUAAUCCAAAGCCUGGUACACUACGCUAUGCUGUUAUACGAACUGAACCUCUUUGGAUCAUCUUCGCUUCUAAUAUGGUUAUCCACCUUUCUCAGGAGUUAAUCUUCAACAGUUACAAGACAGUAGAUGGGAGAGGGGUGGAUGUACACAUAACAGGAGGAGGAUGCAUAACCUUGCAAUAUAUUAGCAAUGUAAUUAUCACCAACAUCCAUGUCCACCACUGCCACCCAUCUGGUAACACCAUGGUCCGAGAUAGCCCAACCCAUUAUGGUUAUCGAGGUUUGUCCGAUGGGGAUGGGAUCUCUAUAUUUGGAUCUAAGGAUCUUUGGAUCGACCACUGCUCGCUGUCUCACUGUAAGGAUGGCCUCAUCGACAUUGUAAUGGGCUCAACCGCUAUCACGGUGUCCAACAACCAUUUCUCCCACCACAAUGAGGUUAUGCUUCUAGGCCAUAGUGACACAUAUGAGCCUGAUACAGGAAUGCAGGUUACAAUCGCGUUCAACCAUUUUGGACCGAAGCUAGUACAGAGGAUGCCAAGGUGUAGAAAAGGGUAUAUACAUGUUGUAAAUAAUGAUUUUACACAAUGGGAGAUGUACGCAAUUGGUGGUAGUGGAAAUCCAACCAUUAAUAGCCAAGGAAAUCGUUUCAUUGCUCCUUUUGAUCGUUAUGCCAAAGAGGUAACAAAGAGAGUAGGAACAGACGAGAAAGAUUGGAAGGGGUGGAAUUGGAGAUCAGAAGGAGACGAAAUGGUUAACGGUGCAUAUUUUGUGGCGUCAGGAGCGGCUCUUGAAGUCCAAUAUGAGAAAGCUUACAGUGUGGAGCCCAAAUCUUCUGCCUUCAUUGACCAACUUGUCAUGCAUGCUGGCGUUCUUGGUGACAGUAGACACAAUCUAGGAAAGUGGAGUGCUGGACCAGGUGACAAAACAGGAUUAGACUCAGAUGAUUAUGAUUACAGCGAUGAUUAUGAUGGAGCCACACCUACAAAUUCAUCCCCAACUUACACUCUUCUAUUCCUUUUGUUGAUGUUAUCAUUUUGUUAUUUGUAUGGCAUCCCGCCUAACGUCGAUUUUCUAUGACAAACAUCUUAAAAUCGAAUUAGUUCUUGUCUGUUACUUCUAACUUUGACAGUAAUGAGUAAAACUCAUUAUGUCUCUUAACUAGGGCUCUUUGUCAUUACGGAGUACAAACUUUCUUAUAUAACUUUGUCUUUUAUCAAAUAUCAGGGCUUAAUAUUUGGGCUUUUGUAUAUAAUUCGGUUAUAUUUCGGUUCUUUUUUUUUUUAACCCAAACAAAUCAUAAACCAUAUUUUUAAAGUUUCCCAAAUCGAACCAUUAAAAAAAAUUUAAAAAAAAAAACAAAUUAAUAAUUCGGUUCAAUUAGAUUUUAAACUAAAUUACUUUCACCCCUAGUUUAUAUAUUUUUUCUUCUCCUCUAUAUCUCUCCUAUUCUUGAAAUUCGUGUCCUUCGCUCAUGUUCCUAUAUUAGGUAGAGCGCCCCUCCGAUUGUGGGUGAUCUUAGGAUUGAUUUUCAUCACUUGCCCUUA